AUGGAGCUGAACCUGUCUGAGUCCUUGGUCCCUGUUGUGGACUCAGGCAACUGCACCUAUACAGAAGCCUGGGAAUGGCUGAGCAGUCUCCAGCCCACGUUCCUAGCGCUCAUCAGCAUCACCGGAGUGGUGGGUAAUGGCCUGGUUCUCUGCGUCUUCUGCCUGCAGAGGAAGCCCUGCUCUGUAGCUGACAUCUACCUGGGCAACCUGGCGUUUGCCGACCUGGUCAUGGUGGCUUGCUUGCCUUUCUGGGCAGUCACUAUUGCUCGGGACUACCAGUGGAACUUUGGCGAGCUGCUCUGCAAGUUGGUCAACACCGCUAUUGCCAUGAACUACUUCUGCAGUGUUCUGUUUCUGGUCCUGGUUAGCGUGGAUCGCUAUUUAGCCUUAGCCAGACCCAUGAACCCCAGCCGACUGAGACGCUCAUCCUGGGCCAAGCGAAUGUGCGUGGGCAUCUGGGCAGUGGGCAUGCUGCUUAGUAUCCCAUCUUUUCUCUUCCGAACUGUCAGUUACUUUCACGAAGCCGGGGUGCACGCCUGCUUCCUGGUUUUCCCACACCCAAGCUGGAGAAUCCAAAGGAACCUGACCAGUAUUGUGCUUGGGUUUGUGAUUCCCCUGCCGAUCAUAGCAUUCUGCACCCACCACAUGGUAAAGGCUCUAAAAGAUGGCAGUGCAGUGGCACUUCCUGGUGUGAAGAUGGAAAGGAGGGCUACUCAUCUUGUGCUGACAGUGCUGGCUGUCUUCCUCUUCUGCUGGACACCUUACCAGGUGGUGCGCUUCUUGGACACUCUAGAGUAUUAUCAGAUCACAUCUGGGUGCUUCUACGGCCACAUCUUAGACAUUAGCUUGCAGGUGACCACCUACUUGGCCUACGCCAAUAGUGCGAUCAACCCUUACCUCUAUGUGGUCGUUGGAAAACACUUCAGGAGAAGAGCUAAAUGCGUGUUUAGGAAACUCCUUAACCCUGUUUGGAAGGACAGCAACAUGAACAUCACUUACGGCAGCAAGUGGAGCGAGAGCCGCAAAGACUCGUGUAUACUUGAAAAGCGAAUUGUGCCAGUGUGCAUAACAUCUGUUGGAGUGCAGUUAUGUAGCUAAAAAAGAAGCUGUCCAGAAAGUGAGCCUCAAAUGAUCCUAAUGUUUACAGAAUUUCCUCAUUAAUAAAACAUGUUGACAGAUUUAACAUGAUAUUAAAAGCAGGUAUCAUUGGAGUCACCUACUAUCAGGGAACCCAAUGAAAACUUAACAUUAGCACUGAAUAUUAAGUAUUAAAUAAGUAUAGGGAAAUAUUAAGUAUUAAAAAAGCCUUAAAUGAUGUGCUGAAGAGUUCAUAUUGUGUAAAUUGCAAUUUUAUUAUUCUGUAUUAAUAUAUCAGCACAUUUUGCUAUUGAUCUUUGGCAGUAAUUGUGUAGAUAAACUGUAUACAUGAGAUAAAUAUCUAAACAUUGGGAAAAAAAUAUUUUUUCAAUGUGGCUUCCUUCUCCAGGCAUUUUCUUAUGAAUAUACCUGUGAUUUAUACUUGUGUUUUGGCAUUUGUACUUGACUUUGUAGAUGUGCUGUGCACUAUUUUGGUUUAUCUAUUUCUCUGUAUUUAUUCUCAUAUGGAUUAUUGUUGUAAUGUCUUAUUUAAACCUUAAUUAGCUUUUUGAAUGUUAUGGUUUAAUGUUGUGGUUUGUGCUAUUACAGACUGAAAUAAGCUUGAAAGUUCUUAUGAUUCAGGUUAAGCAAGGUUAAGCAAAUUGCACUACACUAGGAACAGGUUCACUGUGAAUUAUGUGACAUACCAUUACAUUAGACUGUAAUAAAGCUGUGAAACCACUUUAA
Astyanax mexicanus (Mexican tetra) is the source of this 1824-nucleotide messenger RNA. Its product is annotated as B2 bradykinin receptor. Lineage: Eukaryota; Metazoa; Chordata; Actinopteri; Characiformes; Acestrorhamphidae. The transcript has a single exon. Bases 1 to 1098 code for a protein of 365 amino acids. Gene Ontology annotation, biological process: G protein-coupled receptor signaling pathway; immune response; vasoconstriction. The record is from RefSeq and is a predicted model, not a curated record. Gene Ontology annotation, molecular function: bradykinin receptor activity. Gene Ontology annotation, cellular component: membrane.